UGUGCACAACUCCUGUCAAUGACAUCAUUCAAGUAGGACAAGGGUGAGGUUGGGCGAGCGCUGGAGCAGAGAAGAGGUGGCUUUAGGAAUGAUUGGGGAGCUUUGUGUUGGACGGGUGUGUUCUGGGGAGAUCUGACUCGUUUUCAGUUGAAAACAUCUUUACAACCUUCACCAUUUGGACUGCUCUGGUAACAAAAAUUGUGGCACAAUGAAAUACUCCAUUGGGCUCUUUGUGGUGGUCUGUUCAGUGACUAUAAGUGUUGGCAAUAAGCAUUAUGGAAUGCGCUUCUCCUCUGUAGGCUCAUCUCUGCAGUGCUAUAAGUGCUCGGACUAUUACGGCGGGAGGUGCGAGAAGGUGCAAGAAUGCUCUUACGAGGACUCCUGUCUGACUCUGCAUGAGAAAGGAGGGAAAACCAUUCGCCAGUGCAUCCGAUACACGGACUGUGACAACUCUCGCCUGUCCCAGAUGUUUCCAGCUGUGUCCGGCUUCACCUACAGGUGUUGCAACAGUAAUCUGUGUAACAGUGCGCACAGUGUGUCUGCCCCGCUGCUCUCCCUGCUCAUUUGUCUGCUCAGCCUCUGCUGGAGCUGCUGCUCUGCGUGAGAAAGCUACUGUUUACAAAGACACAGAAAAACUCAUGUAAUCUGCUCAGCAAAACUCAUUUGAAUGUUCCUUAAGUGUGGUGCUGUUGGACAAUGUGAUGUCUUAAUCUCCGUCCAUGUUUUUAAAUUCAAUUAACAGCCAUUAACAACUUGUGUUUUUUUGUCAUUUCAGCUUUAUUUGUAUUGAGCUCAUUCAAAUUAAACACUUUUUAGAACUUUAGUGUAAAGUGUUUUGUUGCUGCAUCAUGAUGUAAAGUCAACUAAAGCUUAUCCUGGUUCUCUGCUCAGUUAUUUCAUACCAGUAACAUCACUACUGUUGUAAUGUUCACAUACUGUCAUAUGCAGGAGUUUGAAUAACCCGUCAAAUGACGUUUUGCUGAUUUUUAAAGUGAAAAUAAGUUGUCAUGUCCUCUACAGAGAACACUCAUUUUUCUGCUGAUUUAACUGCUCCAUUUCUAUUUAUUUGCUAAACUUAAUAUAUGGGGUGGGUGGGGGUGGGGGUUACAUACAAUACUAAAUGUACCAUAACUUUUGCACAGGCCGCAUUUUAUGUGUUGUUUCCAAUUGAAAUGUUCUCUGUGAAAGAUUAACUGUUAACUUAUUUUCACUCAGAAAAUCAACAAAACAUGCAGCCAAGUGCGAUCAAAUGGUUGAAUACACAUGUACUAUAAGCCUUACACAAAGGUCCAUAGUAGCACUGCAGGAAUUUGAACAGGAUUCCAAUUAUAAUCAUAUAGGAAAUUUGGACUACAGUAGAGAAUGUACUAUAGAUUAUUAUAGACAAAUUAUAGAAAUCUUAUUAUACACACUUAAAAAUGAUGGUUCUUCAAGGGUUCAUUAGUAAAGAAAUUGGAUCUAUUUAGAACCACAAACACUCAAAGAACCCUUUGCAUGAUUAAAGGGUUCUUUGCAUUGUGAAAGUGUUGUUUAGACAGAUGGAGAAUGUGCUAUAUAGGGUUCUAUAUAGCACUAAAAGGGGUCCUUCUACUGUUACAAUGUCUAUAAAGAACUACAUAGAACCGUCUACUGCACUAUCUGAAGAACAUCAUGCAAAGGGUUCUUUGAGCGUUCAUGUUUCUAUAUAGAUCCAUUUUCCUUACUAAAGAACCCUGGAAGAUCAAAGGAGCCCAUUGUUUUUAAGUGUGUAGAUCUUUUUUUGUAACUGGUAAAUGAAAAAAAAUUAUGUAUAUUAACUUUGAUGCAGAGUCUAGAUGCAUCUCUUGAAUACAAUUCAGUCAAAUGAAGUGGCAGUGAAUGUUACAGCUCACUGCUCACAGUGGUCAGUGGGCCAUUAAGCAGCCUGCAGAACCCAGCUGCCCUGAGACAAUCACCAUCAGCCCAACUGUGCUUGAUCAGUAAUCUAAUACCUCACUAUUCUGAUAUGUCAAGAAAUCUCUUGUAGCACCCCCAAAACAAAUUAAAAAAGCUUUUAAAAUAAUUUGACAGAAGUAGUUUAGUGUCAUUUUCUUUAGCCACUCAUUCCAUAUGGAACUGUUUCUAGAUUAUAGAACACUGUCUGAAACACUGUGGCAAACCUGUGAGAACCUUCCAAAUAUUACAACAGAAGGCAGCCCAACUUCUAUUACUAAUGUUAUGAAGGGUAUAGCUUGGGUAUAGUAAAGGUUUUCUCUACCGGAUGUAUUUAGACGUGAAUACCUGACAUUUAAACAAUGAUAACUGAUUAAGGUGACCAAACUAAUGUAACCUAAUGUAAUGUGCAACAAAAUGAAUAGCACUGAAAGAAAAAAUUAAUAUUCAAACCUCAAGUACAGUUUGUAUGCAAAUGUUGAACUCCAAUCAAAUGAUAUGUUUUGAAGAUUUUCCAAGUGAAAAGUGCACAAUGUUUGGAGUGUUUGAGCAAAUAAACAGUAAUUAUACAUUAAAAUGUACUAAAGUGUGUUCUCUGUAGAGGAUUUGUUCACUUAGAUUUACUCUUAAUAUCAACAAAUCAUAAUUUGUCCAGAGAUGCUCAAACUUUGGCACAGAAAUUAAUACAGAAAAAACACUGUGUCCCAGGGGGCAUACAUACUCAUUACACCGUAAUACACAAACACACUGAUGCACACGUUUCCAUCAUGUGAUGAAGUCUGUCAUCAUUUUUUAGCAGAAUUGCAGUGCAUUAACUGAAGAACUGCUUUGUAACUCUCAGGCCUCGGUCUUACAGCUCACACUGUGGUUCUAAAACUGUUUAUGAAUAAAACCUUAGAAAGGC
Messenger RNA from Pygocentrus nattereri (red-bellied piranha), 2815 nucleotides. It is a transcript of the gene cd59b, whose product is annotated as CD59 molecule (CD59 blood group). Lineage: Eukaryota; Metazoa; Chordata; Actinopteri; Characiformes; Serrasalmidae. The coding region runs from base 209 to 604 and encodes 131 amino acids. The record is from RefSeq and is a predicted model, not a curated record. The transcript is spliced from 4 exons.